UCCGCCUUGAGAUUAGUGCCUUUGUCCAAAAAGGGCUCCUUCCUCCCGCGAAGCAAAGAACGCGAGCAGAAGGCCUCCAUCUCCAUUCUCCACGCCUUCGCUCUGUCUCUCUGCGAUCUCUCUUCAAUCUUCACCUCUUUGUAUUCUUCUAGAUUAGUCGGCAUGAAGAGGCCUCGAUUGUUGUUGCUUUUCCUCUACCACCUCUCCGGUUUGAUUCCUGGGAUUCUUUCAUCAAGAGUUGUCACUCUGGGUUCAAUUGAAAUCUUUGAUACUCAUGAGUGGUUUGGUUCAAAACCAAAUGUUUAUUUUCAAUGUCGUGGAGAGAACAGAACGUUUUUGCCAGAUGUAAAGCAGUCACACUUACAGUAUACCUUCAAAGGAGAAGAAUCAUGGCAGCCUCUGACGGAGCUGAACGAAAAGAAAUGCAAGAGAUGUGGCCUGUUUGAAAUGGAUUCUUUUAAGCCAGAUGAUGUAUUUGAUGAAUGGGAGCUCUGUCCUGGUGAUUUCGUUGAUGGAAAAUACGUUCAAUUCAAGGAUAGAGAGGUCAAUGCCACACUUAUAUGCCUUGAAUGCAGUGAUUCCAAUGGUACUCAAAGUUCGAGUUCCAAUGGGGCUAGCAUCACCAGAAAGUCAAGUGUGGCUCUUGUGGUUGUCAUCUGUUUAUUGACUUCUAUCAUUAUGAUUGCUGUGACGACAGUAAUAUAUAAAUACUGGCAGAAAAGAAAGAGAGAACAAGAUCAGGCACGAUUUCUAAAGCUCUUUGAAGAAGGCGAUGACAUUGAGGAUGAACUCGGUCUCGAUCCAGUUUAAGAAUGACGGUCAGUCCAUAGCUUAUUUUUCAACCCUGGUCCCUUACCAUCAUGAAUCUUUGCCCAUAGACCACUGUAACAUCACUAUAUAUAAAUGAUGCUAAAUUUUCCACUGUGUAAAUUUUGAUGGCAACUAUACAUGUGCAGACAAUUAUUUCUGAUUAAAAGCUGGAGUUAU
Dioscorea cayenensis subsp. rotundata (Guinea yam) is the source of this 987-nucleotide messenger RNA. RefSeq lists its product as uncharacterized. Lineage: Eukaryota; Viridiplantae; Streptophyta; Magnoliopsida; Dioscoreales; Dioscoreaceae. The transcript has 4 exons. Bases 163 to 810 code for a protein of 215 amino acids. The record is from RefSeq and is a predicted model, not a curated record.